GUCUUUUGUCUGACAUCAAAGCUUAUACUAAAACUUGGUCUUUUAGAUGCGAAAGACUUAUUGGAGGUUUUCGUAUCUUUGGAGAAAAAACAUGGCUUUUAUGAUUGAUAAUUUGUCGAGCGAAUGGCAAGCUGUAGACGCGACAAUAGAUCCAACCUCGGAAGGUUAUAAGGAAUUCCUAAUUUGCCAUCGAUGUCCUGUGGAUGACAAUAAGAAAGAUUUCAAAUAUUCAGCUAGUAUAAUAUCAGAUGACUCCAAACCAGCAGAACUAUUGUUACAUGGAGCCAAGGGAAGGGAUCCUCUUCAUGGCAUCCAGCGCCCAUUGCUUAAAGUCAAGGACAAUGAAAUAAUUGGCAUGGACGUGUGUGGGGAACGCUGUGAGAAGAAACAAUAAAUGUACCUAUAUAAUCAUG
Messenger RNA from Actinia tenebrosa (Australian red waratah sea anemone), 413 nucleotides. RefSeq lists its product as uncharacterized. The record is from RefSeq and is a predicted model, not a curated record. NCBI's taxonomy places the organism in Eukaryota, Metazoa, Cnidaria, Anthozoa, Actiniaria, Actiniidae.